This is a messenger RNA of Micromonas pusilla CCMP1545, 621 nucleotides long. RefSeq lists its product as uncharacterized. Gene Ontology annotation, molecular function: protein kinase activity; ATP binding. Gene Ontology annotation, biological process: signal transduction; protein phosphorylation. Gene Ontology annotation, cellular component: cytoplasm. The record is from RefSeq and is a predicted model, not a curated record. Lineage: Eukaryota; Viridiplantae; Chlorophyta; Mamiellophyceae; Mamiellales; Mamiellaceae. The transcript is spliced from 2 exons. The annotation marks the transcript as partial.
GGCGAGUACAAGCUCCUUCGGAAGAUCGGCGUCGGCGCGUUCGGCGAGGUCGCGGCGUAUCGCAACGUGAACAGCGGUCGAUCGCUCGCGGUGAAGAUGCUCAACAAAGCGGCCGCUGUGGACGAGAAGGCGAUCGAGGACCUCGAGAGCGAGGUCUUGCUCCUCUCGAUGCUCUCGCAUCCGCACCUCGUCUCUCUCGAGGGCGUCGGGUACCUCCCCGUCAGCGGCAAGCUGUUCGUCGCGACCGAGUUCCUGGGCGCCGGGAACUUGCAGAAGCUCGUGCAGGAGGCGUCCGUGACCCCGGGGCGGUUCAACGACGCGGACAUCACGAAGUGGAUGUUGCAGAGCGCCGAGGCGCUCGCGUAUUUGCACUCGAGGGAUCCGCCGAUCGUGCACCGCGACCUCAAACUCGCGAACAUCGUGCUGGACGGCAACUACGACGCGAAGAUCAUCGACUUCGGGUUAGCGCGGAUGAUGGGCGUGGAGAAGGUCACGACGACGGUGCGGGAGAGCUUCGGGCCGGGUUUCAAGUACAUGGCGCCCGAGGUGUACAAGGGAGAGCCGAUGAACGAACGACUGGACGUGUACUCGCUCGCGAUGAUCGCGUACGAGCUCCUCACG